Molecule: messenger RNA, 6846 nt
Organism: Suncus etruscus (white-toothed pygmy shrew)
Lineage: Eukaryota; Metazoa; Chordata; Mammalia; Eulipotyphla; Soricidae
Gene: FER1L6
Product: fer-1 like family member 6
Exons: 40
Coding region: 1-6846 (2281 amino acids)
Biological process (GO): plasma membrane organization
Cellular component (GO): membrane
Source: RefSeq, a predicted model, not a curated record
AUGAGAUCCUCAGGAUCCAUGAAUAUUCAGCCUGCCUACACCUUCCCCUGUGAAGGGGACACCUGCAGGCAUAACAGCGCCAACUCAAAACCAAGGCGCCUGCAGAGAGGGACUGGCAUGGGCCCUGGCCCAGCCAAGCCUAAUACCAGUCCUCACCUCCAUCCACUUAUGGAUAAAAGAACAACAUUAAGGGCUCCCAUCAUGAGAUCCUCAGGAUCCAUGAAGAUUCAGCCUGCCUACACCUUCCCCUGUGAAGGGGAUACCUGCAGGCAUAACAGCGCCAACUCAAAACCAAGGCGCCUGCAGAGGGGGACUGGCAUGGGCCCUGGCCCAGCCAAGCCUAAUACUAGCCCUCGCCUCCAUCCAUGUAUAGAUAAAACAAACACAUUGAGGGCUCCCAUCAUGAGAUCCUCAGGAUCUAUGAAUAUUCAGCCUGCCUACACCUUCCCCUGUGAAGGGGACACCUGCAGGCAUAACAGCGCCAACUCAAAACCAAGGCGCCUGCAGAGGGGGUCUGGCAUGGGCCCUGGCCCAGCCAAGUACCAGGUGCCGGUCUCAGAAACAUCCCAGGCUUUGAACAUCGAGCAAAGGGCACUGCCUCAAACUAAAACGGCUCAAGCACAUCUUGUGAGCCCCCAGGAGGCACUGGGCCAGCUCUGCCAAACAUUCGGGAGCCUGAGCCUGGGGUCCGGGAGUAGGCCCUCUAGCAAAGUGUUUCCUCGGGGAGAAGCAACAUCCAAGAGAGAAACACGUGCUGGGCCCCUCACUGCCCCUCACAGAGGGAGUUCCAUCCAGGAGGACGUGGCGCAUAUCUGCCGCGUAUUUGGCGACCUUAAUCUAGCCUCAGCAGUGGCCAGUCCCCCCUCCACCACCCUUGGCCAAGAAACAGCGAAGGCCAUGCCAGCCUCUGAGCAGAAGGCGGUUGUCAUCACCACACGCAAUGAGCAGGGCCCACCAUCGUCCAUUGAAGCUCAAAAGGCAGCAGAGCCCCUGGAAGUCCAGAGAUUCAAGGAGGCAUUGGAACAUCUCUGUUUUAUGUUCAGUCGCCUGAGCCUCGGCACAGCGACCAAAAGGUGCCAGAGUCAUCCUUGGCACAUCGAUGGCCAGGCCACUUCCAGAGCCCUCUCUGCACCACCUAAAAACACUGUUGCUUCAGGACCACAGAAACCAGAAAUCUCUACAGGUGUGUCGCAUGUCAUCCAAGCGAGCACUGGCCAGCAACAACCCUCCCAGUGCAACCUGAGAGCAUCUGCCCAUAUCCAUCAGCAGAGUUUCCUCCAAGCACAGCUAUGUCUGCGCAGGACGGGACAGGGCCCCCCGACCUCAACACUCAUCCUUAGGAGGGUCGUGCGAACCAAAAUCGCUGUGAAAAUGUGUGGUCAAAGAGAAUUAGAAGCCCCACAAGAGGUACCUUCUCAGCAGGAAGGACCAAGAGGAAAUUUGGCUUAUGAUGAAUCUGUCACGUCUCGCCCUUCAGCCCCUCCAAAGAGAAGAGCCAAACUGUUAACUAAGAUUCAUGAGGGGGAAGUCAGAUCCCAAACUUAUCAAAUUGCCAUAACCAUCACGGAAGCCCGACAGCUGAUUGGUGAGAACAUUGACCCUGUGGUGAUCAUUGAGGUUGGGGAUGAGAAGAAGCAGAGCACAGUGAAGGAAGGCACCAACAGCCCCUUUUACAAUGAAUACUUUGUCUUCGAUUUCAUUGGACCCCAAGUGCAUCUUUUUGACAAGAUCAUCAAAAUCUCAGUCUUUCAUCAUAAGCUGAUAGGAAGUGUGCUGAUUGGCUCCUUCAAAGUAGACCUGGGGACUGUGUACAAUCAACCUGGUCAUCAGUUCUGUGACAAAUGGGCCCUGCUCACUGACCCUGGUGACAUCAGAACUGGCACCAAGGGAUACCUGAAGUGUGAUAUCAGCGUGACUGGGAAAGGCGACAUCUUAAAGACCAACCCCAAAAUCUCUGAUGCUGAGGAGCAAAUAGAAAAGAACCUUUUGAUUCCCCAUGGGUUCCCAUCUGAGAGACCCUGGGCCAGAUUCUAUGUGAGACUCUACAAAGCCGAAGGGCUGCCUAAAAUGAACUCCAGCAUCAUGGCAAAUGUCACCAAAGCAUUUGUGGGUGACAGUAAGGACCUCGUGGACCCAUUUGUAGAGGUCUCCUUUGCAGGACAAACGGGGCGAACCACGGUGCAGAAGAACUGUGCUGACCCUGUGUGGCAUGAACAGGUGGUCUUUAAGGAGAUGUUUCCUCCCCUGUGCAGGAGGGUGAAGAUCCAGGUAUGGGAUGAAGGCAGCGUGAAUGAUGUAGCCUUGGCAACCCAUUUCAUAGACCUGAAGAAAAUCUCCAAUGAGCAGGAUGGAGAUAAAGGCUUCCUACCCACAUUUGGACCUGCCUGGAUUAAUCUGUAUGGCUCUCCCAGGAACCACAGUCUGAUGGAUGACUACCAGGAAUUGAAUGAAGGCUUUGGAGAAGGCGUAUCAUUCCGUGGUCGAAUCUUAGUAGAAAUUGCUGUGGAAAUUCUCUCUGGAGGAGCACAGGAAUCUAAAUUUUCUAAAGCUCUCAAGGACCUCAAAUUACCUUCCAAAUCUAAAGGCUCCAGUAAAGACAAGGCUGACAAAUCUGGUGAUGGCAAGGCGCAGCAAGCUUCAGACAAAAAUAAUUCUACAGAGGUGGAGGUGGAACCCUUUGAUGUGCCCCCAGAAAUUGUACCUGAAAAAUAUGAGGAAUUUUUGCUCUUCGGAACAUUUUUUGAUGCUAAUAUGAUUGACAGGAAAAUUGGGGAUAAACCUAUUAGUUUUGAAGUUUCUGUUGGUAAUUUUGGAAACUUGAUUGAUGGAGGCUCUCAUCACGGGAGUAAGAAGAAAUCAGAUGAACCCACAGAAGAAGAAAUCCUUCCACUACUGCAUGAAAAGGAAGGGGAUGCAGCCCACAGCAGUAUUCCUAUGGUCUCCACCACACACCCAGAGAAGCCACAGAUUACAGAUGGAAAUAGGAAUUACAACUAUUUGCCAUUUGAAGCCAAGAAACCCUGUGUCUACUUCAUUAGUUCUUGGGGAGAUCAGAUAUUUAGGCUCUACUGGUCCAACAUGUUGGAGAAAAUGGCAGACCUUCUGGAAGAAGGUUUAGAAGAAGUGAAAGAACUGAUCAAGAUUUCUGAGGAAGCACCAGAGGAGAAAAUGAAGACGGUUCUGAGUGACUUCAUCAGUCAAAGCAGUGCCUUUAUUUCUGAAGCAGAAAAAAAGCCCAAGACGUUGAACCAAACCACUUUAGAUAAGAAACGACUUACGCUGUGUUGGCAGGAGCUGGAGGCGAUGGCCAAGGAGGCCAAGGGAUUCCUUCAGCAGCAGAAGAAAAAGUUCUCUCUCAAUGAAAUGAUACAUGCAGCCCAAAACUUGAUGGAAAAAAUCCGCUUUCUUGUGGAUGAGCCUCAGCAUACAAUCCCUGAUGUCUUUAUUUGGAUGCUCAGCAACAACAAGAGAGUGGCAUAUUCUCGCAUCAGUUCCAAAGAUCUGCUCUAUUCUCCCAUGGUGGAGCAGAUGGGUAAACACUGUGGGAAGAUUAAAACGCAUUUCCUCAAACUACCCGGAAAACGAACAUCAGGUUGGUCAGUACAAGCCAAAGUUGAUGUGUACCUGUGGCUGGGCCCAGUCAAACACGCCAGCGCCAUUUUGGAAAAUUUACCAGUAGGUUAUGAAGCUGAAAUACCCUCCAAAAUUACUGGUGCUACCAUUCAACCCCCAGCCAACCUGCACUACCAAGACCGGCAUAUUUUUCAGCUGAGAGCUCACAUGUACCAAGCCAGGGGUCUUAUCGCAGCUGAUAGCAAUGGACUUUCAGAUCCCUUUGCCAAAGUCACGUUCCUUUCCAACUGCCAGACCACAAAGAUUAUUUCCCAAACCCUCUCCCCAACCUGGAAUCAGAUGCUACUGUUCAAUGACUUGGUACUGCAUGGAGACCAGAAAGAGUUGGCGGAAGCCCCACCAUCGGUGGUGGUGGAACUGUAUGACAGUGAUGCAGUGGGGAAGCCAGAAUACUUGGGUGCCACUGUGGCUGCUCCUGUGGUAAAGCUAGUUGACCAGAACUAUGAGCCACCUAAGCUGUGUUAUCACCCCAUCUUCUGUGGGAACCUUUCUGGAGGAGACCUUCUUGCAGUAUUUGAACUGCUGCAGGUUCCUUCAUCUGGAAUACAAGGGCUUCCACCCAUAGACCCACCAGAUGUCACCCAGAUCUACCCUGUUCCUGCCAGCAUCCGUCCAGUUUUGAGUAAAUACCGAGUGGAGGUCCUCUUCUGGGGCGUCCGUGAAAUGAAGAAGGUGCAGCUGCUGUCUGUGGACCGUCCUCAGGUUCUCAUUGAGUGUGGGGGAAGAGGAGUCAAGUCAUGUGUCAUCCAGAGCUACAAGAACAACCCCAACUUCAAUGUCCAGGCAGAUGUUUUCGAAGUGGAAUUGCCUGAGAAUGAACUUCUGCAUCCUCCUCUGAGCAUCUGUGUUGUGGAUUGGAGAGCUUUUGGGAGGAGCACACUAGUGGGGACCUACACCAUCAACUGCUUGAAGCAGUUUUUAUGCAAAUCCAGGGAGCCCUUCACCAUCACCUCACAGGUGGAUGGUCAAGCUACUUCAGAUUUGCUAAUAGCCACAGAGCCCUCUGGGGCCAGUAGUGCCUCCCAGGACUCCUCAGCUGAUCACAUCUACGUGGAUGUUGAACAACCUCCCACAGAGGCUCCCAAUUCAGCCCAGGUUCAGCCACCUAUCGUUGUUGACGUCACUGAUUCACCUCCUGUGCUGGAGCCCAAACAAAAGUCUGUAGCCCAAGAGUUACCAAAAGAUGACAAAGCAAAGAAUGACAGGAAACUUUCUCGGAGGUCUACGAAAAGAAAGAAGAGGACCAUAGCAGAUGAAUCUGCUGAAAAUGUCAUUGACUGGUGGUCUAAAUAUUAUGCCUCUGUGAAGAAAGCACUAAAGGAAAAAGAGAGAAAUUCUGAAGAGAAUAAAGGUAACACAGACGCAAAAUCAGAUGAGGUAGUAAUAAACAUAGAAGAGAGCCCAAAGAAGAAGAAAGACAAAAUUCUCAAGAAGAAACUCAAAGAAGAGGAGAUCCCCAAUCUGGCAGUCCUGAAGAUAUAUGAUGGUGACCUCGAGAGUCAUUUCAGCAAUUUUCAAGAUUGGGUGAAAACCUUUGAGCUCUUCAGAGGCAAAUCUACAGAUGAAGACCAUGGCCUGGAUGGAGAUCGAGUCAUAGGAAAGUUUAAGGGCUCCUUCUGCAUCUACAAAAGCCCUGAGGAUUCCAGCACUGAAGACAGCGGGCAGCUGAGAAUUCAGCAAGGGAUUCCUCCCAAUCAUCCUGUCAAAGUUCUGAUAAGAGUCUACAUUGUGGCUGCAUUUAAUCUCAGCCCAGCUGAUCCAGAUGGCAAAGCAGAUCCUUACAUUGUGGUCAGACUUGGGAAAACAGAGAUCAAAGACCGAGACAAAUAUAUCCCCAAACAACUGAAUCCAGUAUUUGGAAGGUCAUUUGAGAUCCAGGCCACCUUCCCAAAAGACUCCCUGCUCUCUGUCCUAAUCUAUGACCAUGACCUGAUCGGCACAGAUGACCUCAUAGGGGAGACCAAGAUUGACCUGGAGAAUCGCUUCUAUAGCAAACAUCGAGCCAUUUGUGGCUUGCAGAGCCAGUAUGAGAUAGAAGGAUACAAUGCCUGGAGAGAUACGUCCAAACCCACUGAAAUCCUCACCAAGCUCUGCAAAGACAACAAGCUGGAUGGACCCUACUUUAGCCCUGGGAAGAUACAGAUAGGCCGCCAGGUCUUUUCUGGAAAAACAGCCUUCACUGAAGAGGGCACUGAUGAGACGGUGGAGUCUUUUGAGCACUUGGCCCUCAAGGUUUUACACUCUUGGGAGGAUAUCGCAGAGGUCGGGUGUAGGCUGGUUCCUGAACACAUAGAAACUCGGCCCCUGUACCACAAGGACAAACCAGGAAUGGAACAGGGACGCCUGCAAAUGUGGGUGGACAUAUUUCCCAAAGAUCUGACUCAGCCUGGACCUCCUGUUGACAUUUCACCAAGGAAACCCAAAGGAUAUGAAUUAAGAGUGACCAUCUGGAACACUGAAGAUGUCAUUUUAGAGGAUGAGAAUUUUUUUACAGGACAAAAAUCAAGUGAUAUUUAUGUUAAAGGGUGGAUAAAGGGUUUGGAAGAUGACAAGCAAGAGACAGAUGUGCACUAUAACUCUUUAACAGGAGAGGGAAACUUCAACUGGCGCUUCCUAUUUCCAUUUCAGUAUCUCCCAGCUGAGAAGCAAAUGGUUAUAACCAAGAGAGAGAAUAUCUUUUCCUUAGAGAAGAUGGACUGUAAGGCACCAGCUGUGUUAGUGCUCCAGGUUUGGGAUUUUGAAAGACUGUCCUCAGAUGACUUUCUGGGAUCCCUGGAAAUGAACCUCAAUAGUUUCCCCAGAGCAGCCAAAUCUGCCAAAGCCUGUGACCUCAACAAAUUUGAAAAUGCAGAUGAGGAGAACAAGAUCUCCAUAUUCCAACAAAAGCGAGUGCGGGGCUGGUGGCCUUUUGCGAAAAGCAAAGAACUCACAGGCAAGGUUGAAGCUGAGUUUCACCUGGUCACAGCAGAAGAGGCUGAGAAGAAUCCUGUUGGAAAAGCCCGGAAGGAACCAGAGCCCCUAGCUAAGCCUAACCGUCCAGACACCUCCUUCUCCUGGUUUGUGAGUCCCUUCAAGUGCCUCUACCACCUCAUCUGGAGAAAUUACAAAAAAUACAUCAUCAUUGCUUUCAUUUUGAUCAUCCUCAUCAUCUUUCUGGUCCUCUUCAUCUAUACUUUGCCAGGAGCGAUCAGCCGGAAAGUUGUGGGCUCAUAG